Messenger RNA from Thelazia callipaeda (thelaziosis nematode), 3219 nucleotides. NCBI's taxonomy places the organism in Eukaryota, Metazoa, Nematoda, Chromadorea, Rhabditida, Thelaziidae. The record is from the annotation of a GenBank genome assembly.
AUGUUUGGUUCGUCGCCGGGACACUCCCAUGAUGUGAUAAUACCGCCAGAUGGUCUUACUCCUUUGAAUAGCGAACUUCGCAUCCCAGAAGGUGGUUUCGCUCUUCUAUCAACGGUACCGCAAAAUGCUUCCUUAGCUCAUGUUAUUACUGCUCUUACCUUUGAUCCUUAUCAAGAACUUCUUUGGACUGGAAAUAGCAUGGGACGCGUCGUGUCAUUUUAUGGCGCAGAGCUUGAAAAAUAUACGGCAUUUUUAUCAGCAACUAAUUCGGACGUUCGCGCUUUACUUGCUUCAGAAACUGCUGUUUUCUCACUAACUCAAAAACAUCUAAAAGCUGAUCGACGGCAAGGCAUCUCGUUAUUCACACAUACAUCUGACCAUAUGACUGAUCUGACUUGUAUGCAUCGGCUUCCAGAUGUUCCACAUAAACUUUUGCUUGGUGGAAAUCAACAACAAAUAAUUCAGUUCGAUCUGGAAACGCAGAAGGAGAUCAGAAUUGUCUCUGUUAAACAGAAGAAUUGUUUGGCUUUACGAUCAAAUCAGAAAUUUUUGUUUAGUUCUGAUUCUGAAGGAAACGUAACUCUUCGACACCUUACUUCUGUAGAUCCUAUCCAUGCAUUACAAGCUCAUCAAGGAGCAGUAGCAGAUUUCGAUGUUUGUGGCAAUAAACUUAUCACGUGUGGCUUUUCUCCCAGAUUGGGCAAAAUGACUGGUGAUAGAUUCAUUAUGAUUUACGAUAUGAGAACAUUACGGAGUUUGCCUCCAGUACCCUUGCCAAUGGCACCAUCAUAUUGCCGAUUUCUGCCUUCUUAUUCUGAUGGUCGAAUUAUGGUCUGUUCUCAGAUCGGUGAAUUCAUAGUGAUGGAUUUAAAUGAGCAGUCGACCCAAAUACCUAUUCAGCUUGAUACGAACGGUUUUGCCAUCACAGCUCUUGAUGUAUCUUCUUCAAAGCAAUGCAUUUCCUUUGGCGAUCAAACAGGUUUCAUACAUCUUUUCUCGGAUCGCAUGGAACCGAUUUUCAAUGACAAUUCGUGGGGAACAGAAUUUCCAGAUCCGGUAUCGAUCCAUCCACCGGUGAACAUUGAUGAUCCAGAACCAUCAUAUGGGGUUUUUCCGCUUCCUUUUCCAACUGAUGAUCAUUAUGCUUCAGACUGGCCCGAACAGUUGUGCGUUAGACGAUUCAGACAGCCUGAUCCGAUACCGCUUAAAGUAAUCGAGUCAAUGCGUAUGGUGCAAUUUGUUGGAUAUGCUCACAAUCCUCGCGCUAGUACAAAAUUACGCGGUUUUAAUGUUUGUCCAUAUACAAGCUCUUCUCAUGAUAAAUCUGUUUCAGUCAUAAAAAAUGAUGGAUUGUUUCGUAUUCCAAAGUUUUACUUGCUUGCUGAAGGACGUCAAGUCUCUAAAGCUGAUGAAAUCGAUUCUAAGCGAUAUAAUCGCACAGCGUUUAAUACACUAGAAUAUAGUACACUUUCCAGCCCUGCAAACAUGAUUUUACUUGCAAUGUAUCAUCUGAUAAGUUUAAGAAGUGUUUUCUUGUCACACUUAUGUUACGUUGAAGGUUGCAUUUCGUGUGAAAUCAAUCUUUUGUUUCGUUUACUUACAGACCGACCUGUACCAAGUGUUGUGUCGGCAAAAAACUUUAUGAAAACCUUUCGAUCUAUCAAUGAUGGUAAAAAAUGGGUCGAUGCCACUGCAAAUACAAAUUUAUCCGAGUCAGUACACCUAUUUAUGCAAGUUUUUAGCAAAGUACUCGACAAGGAACUUUCUGAAACUGCUGCCGGAGUGACUCUUCGCAGAGAAUUAGAGAUCUCUUUUAUUUUGACUAAUCGUUGUUUCCGAUGUGCUGAACACUAUCAGUCAGCCUUAACUCAGCUUUAUAUAUCAUUUGUAUAUCCAACAAAUAAUGAAAAAAUUGGAUUUUGUAAAUUACUAGAAAAAACGCUUAAUUGUCCAGAACAAAAUGAAAUCAUAUGUCAAAAAUGUGGAAAACUGGCACGCGUAGCAUCAACACGACGUGUACGCAUAUUGCCUAACAUUUUGGCUGUUGACUUGACAACUAGUACAGAAAUCGAACCAGUAUUUUGGGUUUCACAGCUUCAGGAAUUCGAAACUCGCCCUCCAGCGACACCGAAUUUAGUAUUGGAACAGAAACAGAAAUAUUGUAGAUAUGGCAAUGAGUGCAAAAAUUCAACUUGUCGAUACAUUCAUAAUGAUGACCCAACAGCUCGCUUGUAUUUGGAAGAGCUUUUUUUAUCUAAAACAACAUCAUGCAUUUGUAAAGGUUGUGUCCAAUUCAUUUACAGUAAACUUGAAACAGCGGCUUCGACAUUUGAUGAUACUGUCUCAGAUUCAGAAUGGCAUCAUUUUAUACCGAGCUCAUUAUAUAUAAAACUUACAGAUGGAAUUUGCACCGUUUCAGAACAUAAAAGUGGAAAAAGCACAUCCUAUCAGUUGAGAGCCGCCACAUUUCUCAUAACGCAGGCUGAAGAAAGAGAAUCAAAAGAACACUUGGUUACCGCAGUCAGAACUCAACAAGAUAAUCAGUGGAAAUUGUUUAAUCAUUGGUCUGUAACGCAAAUCUCUAAACAUGAAGCAUUACAUUUGGAUGCUUCAUGGAAGGUGCCAGUUAUUUUGUAUUUUGAGCAAUCCGGAAAAACUAAUGACAAAGAAGCUGCUGAGAUUGAGAAACGUGCUGUUAUUCCAAAGUCAGUAUUUUGGAACGAUUUUGACUCAAACAAAAUAAAAAUACCGGAAAAAGAAAGUAAAGUUGUAAUUCAUGCGAAAUAUGUGUUUAGCCAGAUUGGUGAAAAAUUAGUGUAUGAAGUCUGUGGAAUCGAUGAAAAUGAUAACUGCUUCAUUAAUAGCAGAGCUAAAAGAAUGGGAGUUGUUGUUGAUGGGAAUAGUCUUCUCUCGCUCAAAAGAUUGUCCUUGAAACUUCUAUAUUUAGUACAAGAAAAUGUGACUAUUAUUGGCUAUAAAAUAAAUGAAUUGUUUGAAAUAUUAAAUAUUUAUGUUCCAAAAGAGCAAAUGAAAGAUAUUGUAUCACUCUCUCAGUCGUCAUUUAAGCGAGAGUCCGUUGAAGAAGAAAGGACGGAUGUUAUUGAUCUCGCACGUUUAUCUCUACGGUUAUAUGAAAAGUUCAAUGAGCUGAAGGUAGCUGAUGAGGUUGAUGUCUGUAAUAUCGCACUAACACAGUCACUGAAGAAAGAUCAUGCAUAG